AUAGGUUUAUUUUAGGCGAGUUGCCUUUAGGUGAUAUAUCAAUCAUUUAGAAUUAAUAGAAGACGAACGAAAACACUGAUAUUAGUCGCCGAGACUGAUUGGGUAAAUGGCAUCAUCCACCGACCCCAGCGCCGAGGCGCAGAAGCCCAAGAAGCAGCUUCUCCUAAACGCCUUCGUAAUGACAACACCUGGUCAUCUAUCGCCAGGAUUGUGGCAUCACCCACGGAACAAGACAGACGAUUACAACAAGCUCAAAUUCUGGACAUCGCUAGCACAGCUUUUAGACGAAGGUGGAUUUCAUGCUAUGUUUAUUGCGGACACGUUAGGGGCCUACGACGUAUACAAGGGUCCAGCAAACGUCGAGCCUGUGCUUAACUCGGGCGCGCAGUUUCCCGUUAACGACCCGUUGUACACUGUUCCAGCCAUGGCAGCCGCAACUAAGAACCUGAUCUUUGGGGUCACUGCGUCAACGACUUACGAUGCGCCUUACGCUCUAGCGAGGCGAUUUUCCACCGUGGACCAUCUAGCUGAAGGGCGAGUGGCGUGGAACAUCGUCACCUCAUACCUCGAGAGCGCAGCUAGAAACUUCGGGUUGGAAACGCAGAUUGAGCAUGACGAGCGUUACCGGAUUGCGGACGAGUAUAUGGACGUAGUUUACAAGCUAUGGGAAAGUAGUUGGAGAGACGAUGCAGUUGUCCGGGACAGGGAGAAGGGUCAAUUCGCGGUGGCCGGGCGAGUACGCCCGAUCGGUCAUCAAGGGAAGUAUUUCAAAGUACCGGGACCCCACAUUUCGGAGCCGUCUCCUCAGCGGACGCCGUUCUUGUUUCAGGCAGGCACAUCCAAGGCCGGAACCGAAUUUGGCGCAAAGCACGCUGAGGCAGUCUUUAUGGGAGGUCAACUACCGGAACUAGUACGAAAGUCGGUCGAUGCGCUUCGGUCAACUGCCAAGCAAUUCGGCAGGGACCCGAGUCACAUCAAAGUCUUCACGGGAGUCACCGUCAUCGUAGAUGAGACGGACGAGAAAGCGCAGGCUAAGUACAAGGAAUUACUCUCAUACGGAGACCGAGAAGGAGCACUUGCGCUGUUCGGCGGCUGGACAGGGAAUGAUCUUUCGUCAUUCUCAGAUGACGAGGAUCUGAUCCUGGUCGACAAACCUGCCAUCCGAUCGCUGAUCAACCGUUGGUCGAGCACGGUCCCCGGCACAGAAGGAUUGAAAUGGACGAAGGCUCGAGUUGUCGAGUUCUUAUCGAUAGGAGGCAUGAUGUAAGAUCUGACUUGAUGUCUUAAAAAAAGAAAACAUCCCAGGGGUGAUGCUGAUGCUGACUACAUUUGCAGGCCUAAGAUUAUCGGCAGCCCGAAGACGGUUGUCGACGAGCUUGAGAGAUGGUCCGAGGUGGCAGACGUUGACGGGUUCAACCUCGCACAUGUGGUAAAUCCCGGCUCGUUUGAAGAUAUUAUUGAGUUUGUCAUACCCGAAUUA
Annulohypoxylon maeteangense is the source of this 1480-nucleotide messenger RNA. RefSeq names its product Nitrilotriacetate monooxygenase component A/pristinamycin IIA synthase subunit A. Bases 107 to 1267 code for a protein of 386 amino acids. The record is from RefSeq and is a predicted model, not a curated record. The transcript has 2 exons. Gene Ontology annotation, molecular function: oxidoreductase activity, acting on paired donors, with incorporation or reduction of molecular oxygen; monooxygenase activity. NCBI's taxonomy places the organism in Eukaryota, Fungi, Ascomycota, Sordariomycetes, Xylariales, Hypoxylaceae.